Messenger RNA from Chenopodium quinoa (quinoa), 987 nucleotides. RefSeq lists its product as uncharacterized. Lineage: Eukaryota; Viridiplantae; Streptophyta; Magnoliopsida; Caryophyllales; Amaranthaceae. The transcript has 2 exons. Gene Ontology annotation, molecular function: nucleic acid binding; RNA-DNA hybrid ribonuclease activity. The record is from RefSeq and is a predicted model, not a curated record. The coding region runs from base 1 to 987 and encodes 328 amino acids.
AUGGAACUUCCAUCGGAAUCAAAAGAAGACUACCUAUACUGGAAACAUCAUCAGUCAGGGAGAUACAGUGUCAAAACGGGGUAUUACUUUCUCUGUAAAGAUCAGGUGAUUGACAACUUCUCCUUUUCUACAAAAAGUGAAAACUUUACUAAAAUUAUCUGGAGAUUGAAUAUCUUACCUAAAUGGAAGAUAGUCCUUUGGAAACUCAUCCAUGAUGGAUUAGCGGUAAAGGUUAACCUUACUCACAGAGGAAUAGCGAUCAAUGCGAUGUGCGAUUUUUGUGAGUUGGAUAUGGAGGAUAGCCAACAUUUGUUCCGGUUUUACUCUCUGGCAAAAGCUGUCUGGGAGAAUAGUCCUAUGACCUUUUGCCAUGAUAUGACUGGUUUCCCUUCUCUUCGAAGUUGGAUCCAACACUUUAUCCUGCUCUUCUAUAGCGAGGAUGGUAAACAUAGUGCCCGUAUCACCAGGCUUAUUGCAACUCUGUGGGGUCUAUGGCUUGCAAGAAAUAAAAGAAUAUUCAAUAGGGAUGAGAUUACAAUAGCAACGACUACAGAACUGGUUAAUAUAGCUCUUAAGGAACACGAGGUGUUCACUGGAGGGACUACGGACAAGUCAUCUACUAGGGCGGGGAUUGGAUGGGCUACAUCUGGGCAUAACCAGUCUCACACCUUUGAUGGAGGAGGUAGAUAUGGCACGGCUUCUUCGGCUUUACAUUGUGAGACUUGGGCAUGUCUAGAGGCAAUCAAAUGGGUUAUUUAUCAAGGAAAGGAGGAAGUUCUCAUUCUUUCUGAUUCAGCCCUGUUGCUUGAGAAUUUAAGAAGCGAACGAGGACAUGAUAUUUCGAUUGUGUGGAUGAUUGAAGAUAUUAGAACUAAGGCAGCCCAUCUGAGGAUUUGCAUUAUUAGUAAGGUAAAGAGGGAUCAGGUGCAACAGGCUAAUGAUAUCGCAAAAAAGUGCCGGUGCACGCUCUCUAAUUUGGUGCUUUAG